Messenger RNA from Apis florea (little honeybee), 2882 nucleotides. RefSeq names its product pyruvate dehydrogenase phosphatase regulatory subunit, mitochondrial. The record is from RefSeq and is a predicted model, not a curated record. Lineage: Eukaryota; Metazoa; Arthropoda; Insecta; Hymenoptera; Apidae. Gene Ontology annotation, cellular component: mitochondrion. Gene Ontology annotation, molecular function: protein binding.
GAACAGUUCAGAUAUAUUAGAAUUUUAAUUUCUGCAAUUUAUUUAGAAAAAUAAUAAAAACCAUAGUUAUUAUUUUUCAUAUUAUUUAAUGCUGCAACACGCGAGUUCAAAAUGUUUUCACAUUACAACUUUACAAAAAAUAGUUUUAAAAACUUAUAGAAAUUAUUUAAAUAAUAUAACCUAUAAAAAUGAAACAUUUAAACCUAAUGAAAUCGAUAAAAAUAAAAAUCAUAGAAAAUUUAAUCAUGAUUCUCACACAACACAACAAUUUCCAUUUCAUACAACAAUACCUUCGCAAUCACAAAUUGUUAUAGCAGGUGCAGGAAUUGUGGCUAAUUCAGUUGCUUAUCAUCUUGUUAUUAAUGGAUGGAAUGAUAUACUCAUUUUGGAACAAAAUAGAAUUGGAAGUGGAACUUCUCAUUUUGGCUCUGGUACACUUGGUCUUUUUAAACCAAUAUCACAUAGAAACUUAAUUUCUUAUAGUAUUAAGUUAUAUCAACAAUUACAAGAAAUGGGAUAUGAUAUAGGUUUAAAACAAUGUGGAAGUAUAUAUUUAGCCCAAACCAAAGAUAGAAUGAUAGCUUUAAAAAGAAGAAUGGCUUAUAAUAUGCCCACAGGUUUACAUUGUGAAAUUUUAGAAAAAGAACAAUUAAAAAAAUUAUAUCCAUAUUUACAUAUUGAAGAUAUUGAAGGAGCAAUUUGGGUUCCUGAAGAUGCAGUAGCCAAUUCUAGUGCAGUUUGUGAUGUUUUAGCUAAAUUAGCAAAAAUUGGAGGAGCAAAAUAUAUUGAAAAUUGUCAUAUAGAAGAAAUUUAUACUGAAAAUGAAACCAUAAAAAGUAUCAAAACUCAAUAUGGAGUAAUAUCUUGUGAAUACUUUAUUAAUUGUGCAGGAAUGUGGGCACGAGAAUUAGGAUUAAAAUGCAAUCCACCAGUUAAAAUUCCAGCAUAUCCUGCUGAACAUUUUUAUGCAAUUGCUUCUCCUUUUUCUUCUAAUACAAAUAUAGUUCUACCAUGUAUACGAGAUUAUGAUUCAUACUCAUAUAUAAGAGAAUGGCAAGGAGGUUUAUUAAUUGGUUGGUUUGAACCAGAAUCAAAGCCUGCAUUUGAAAAUGGUAUUGUACCUAUAAAAAAUUGGAAAAAUCAUCUUACAAUUGAUAUUUCACAUUGGAAACCUUUAUGGGAUAAAGUAGUACAUAGAUUACCACUUUUAAAAAAUGUACAACCUAAAGUAUAUAACUGCCCAGAUAAUUUUACACCAGAUGGAAGAUGGAUAUUAGGAGAAAGUCCAGAAGUAAAAAAUUAUUUUGUUGCUGUUGGCAUGAAUGGAAAUUCAUUGCAAGGAGCAGGAGGAAUAGGUAAAGAAGUGGCUGAAUGUUUAAUAAAUGGUGAAUCUACACAAGAAUUACUUCCUUUUAGUGUACAACGAUUUUUAAAUUUACAUAGCAGUAAACAAUACUUACAACAAAGAACAAAGGAAAUUGUUGGAAGAAAUUAUGCAAUUUUAUAUCCUCAUCAAUGUGAAUAUAAAUAUGCUCGAAAAUUGCGUUGUUCGCCAUUAUAUUCUGUUCUUGAAGAAAGAGGUGCAAUUUUUGGUGUCAAAAUGGCUUAUGAACGUCCCCUUUAUUUUAAUUCAACUCAUAAAAAAGGGCAAAAGAAACCAAUUAUGCCACCAGGAAGUUUUUAUAAACCUCAAUUUUUUGACUUUAUGAAAGAAGAAUUUUUAGCAUGUAAAGAAGGGGUGGGAAUAAUAGACAUGAGUUCAUUUUCAAAAAUCGAAAUUAAAUCUAGUCGUAACGAAGUUGUAAAAUAUCUUCAACAAUUAUGUUCUAAUGAUACAAACAUACCAGUUGGUAGUAUAGUACAUACAGGAAUGCAAAAUGAAAGAGGAGGAUAUGAAAAUGAUUGCAUUUUAGUAAGACAAGCUGAAAAUAGUUAUUUUAUGGUUUCACCUACAUCGCAACAAACACGUAUUUAUCAAUGGAUGUCUAGACAUUUACCGGCUGAUCAUUCAGUAGGUCUUAAUGAUGUAACUUCAAAAUAUACUGUUAUUAAUUUAGUAGGACCUAAAGCAGCAGGAUUGCUUUCAGAAUUAUCUAAUUCUGAUAUUCAUCUUUCCCCCUUCACAUAUAAAAAUGUUAAUGUGGCCUAUGCUUCUGAUGUAAUGGUAAUGUCAUUUACACACACUGGUGAAUCAGGUUAUUGUUUAUAUAUACCAUCAGAAUAUGCACUUCAUGUAUAUUCUAAAUUAAUGGAAGUAGGUAAAGAUUAUGGAGCACGAGAUGUAGGUGUACUUACACAACGUUUUAUGAGGAUAGAAAAAUUUAUUCCAUUUUGGGCUGAAGAAUUGACACCUUUUGUUACACCAUAUGAAGCUGGAAAUGGAUACAGUGUAAAAUUAGAUAAAGAGUAUUUUAUUGGCAAAUUUGCUUUACAACAUCAAAAAGAACAAGGUGUAUCAAAACGAUUAGUACUAUUUAUUGUUAAUGAAUUAGAUAUUAAUAAAAAUAUAUGGCCAUGGGGUGGUGAACCAGUUUAUCGAAAUAAUGAAUUUGUAGGAACUGUUACAUCAGCUGGAUAUGGUUUUGCUACUGAAAAACAUAUCUGCCUUGGUUUUAUCAGUGUUCCUAAAUCAAGAUAUGUACAAACUAAUGCAAAUAUUGUUACAACAGACUUUAUAAUGGAAUCCAAAACUCGUUACGAAAUUGAUAUUGCUGGAACUAGAUUUCCUGUUAAACCACACAUUCAUCCAUUACCUAUACCGACACUAAAUAAUAAAUUAAACAAAAAAUAUAUUCCUACACCUAUUGUAGCAUAUGAGAGCGAAAUUCUUUAAUAAUAAUUUUUUGUUUAUUUAAUUGAAACUUUAAUCAUUGAAUUAUUAA